Molecule: messenger RNA, 2601 nt
Organism: Oncorhynchus mykiss (rainbow trout)
Lineage: Eukaryota; Metazoa; Chordata; Actinopteri; Salmoniformes; Salmonidae
Gene: tfap2d
Product: transcription factor AP-2 delta (activating enhancer binding protein 2 delta)
Biological process (GO): anatomical structure development; regulation of transcription by RNA polymerase II; regulation of cell population proliferation
Cellular component (GO): nucleus
Molecular function (GO): RNA polymerase II transcription regulatory region sequence-specific DNA binding; DNA-binding transcription factor activity, RNA polymerase II-specific
Source: RefSeq, a predicted model, not a curated record
CUCCGUGCAGGGACUUUUUCCACUUCUCUCGGUUUGGGGAUUUUAACGGAAAGCAUUUGUUCGAUCAGGAGGGAAAGCUGGUUAGCGGAGCAACACCAUGUCAGCCACGUUCCCCGGUUUGGUCCAUGAUGCCGAGAUACGUCAUGACGGGUCCAACAGUUACCGUCUGAUGCAGCUAGGUUGCCUUGAGAGCGUCGCCAACUCCUCGGUGGCUUACAGCUCGUCUUCGCCGCUCACAGCCUACCCCGCGGCGGCUACAGAGUUUGCCUCGCCCUACUUCUCCACCAACCACCAGUACACCCCCCUGCACCACCAGUCCUUCCACUAUGACUUCCAGCACUCCCACCCAGCCGUGGGCCCAGAGGCGUACGGCCUCAACUCUCUCCACUCCGGGCAGUACUACCAGCAGAUUCACCACGCGACCCACGGAGACACAGACUUCAUCAACCUGCACAGCGCCCGUGCACUUAAGUCCUCGUGCCUGGACGAGCAGCAGCGGCGCGAGCUGGGCUGCCUGGACGCCUACCGGCGCCAUGACCUGUCUUUGAUGACAUCACACGGUGGGCAGUACGGCAUGCACCACGACCAGAGGCUGCUGCCUGCAGCCGGUCUGGGGCUCCCUCCCCCCGGGGCGGACGACCUGCAGGGCUCCGUGGAGGCGCAGUGCGGGCUUGUGCUCAAUGGCCAAGGCGGCAUCAUCCGAAGAGGAGGAACCUGUGUGGUGAACCCUACAGAUCUGUUCUGCUCUGUCCCCGGCCGUCUGUCCCUCCUGAGCUCAACCUCUAAAUAUAAAGUCACCAUCGCUGAGGUGAAAAGACGCCUCUCGCCUCCAGAGUGUCUCAACGCCUCACUUCUGGGAGGAAUAUUGCGCAGAGCUAAGUCUAAGAAUGGUGGUCGUUGUCUGAGGGAAAAGUUAGAUCGACUGGGACUCAACCUGCCAGCUGGACGGAGAAAAGCUGCCAACGUUACACUCCUCACCUCUCUGGUGGAAGGUGAGGCGCUCCACCUGGCUAGAGACUUUGGUUAUACAUGUGAGACAGAGUUUCCUACCAAGGCAGCAGGAGAACACCUAGCCAGACAACACAAUGAACCCAAGGAGACCAGUGGGCGCAAGAAGAUGGUGCUGGCCACCAAGCAGAUCUGUAAAGAGUUCCAGGACCUGUUGAGUCAGGACCGUUCUCCUCUUGGCUCCUCCAGACCCACACCUAUACUGGACCUGGAUAUACAGAGACACCUCACACACUUCAGUCUGAUCACCCAUGGAUUCGGGACUCCGGCAGUGUGCGCGGCUCUCAGCACCUUCCAGACCGUUCUUAGUGAGAUGCUCAACUUCCUGGAUAAACAUUCUGCCGCCGGGAACCCUGGGAAAACCUCUGGUCAGGAGACUGAAAAGACCGGAACUGUCCGGAAAACCAGCGAGCUGCUCAAUAAAGACGGCAAAGCUGAAAAGACAGAGUAGCCCUUUCCCUGUGCUGUGCAGUGUAUGUGCCUGUGUUUGUCAGGGUUUUAUCCCUGGGAGGAGGAGCUAAUCUCUGUGGAGACUGACAGAGACAUUUAUUCAUUCUGAACAACAGGAAGUAGAGACAGGGACUUCUGGUCAGCGCCAUCUGGGAGUCAACGGGAGAGGAGCGGGGUACACAUGUACACACAUAUGCACACAUACACACAAUACGUUCUCCCUCCAGUCUCCACCUGAACAGUGCAAUUAAUGCCAUUAUUACGUUUACCGUUUUAGAACCAAGAGACUGGGGUCUGGGUUCACUAUGUUGGUGAGAGUGUGAGACUGGGUUCACUAUGUUGGUGAGAGUGUGAGACUGGGUUCACUAUGUUGGUGAGAGUGUGAGACUGGGUUCACUAUGUUGGUGAGAGUGUGAGACUGGGUUCACUAUGUUGGUGAGAGUGUGAGACUGGGUUCACUAUGUUGGGGAGAGUGUGAGACUGGGUUCACUAUGUUGGUGAGAGUGUGAGACUGGGUUCACUAUGUUGGUGAGAGUGUGAGACUGGGUUCACUAUGUUGGUGAGAGUGUGAGACUGGGUUCACUAUGUUGGUGAGAGUGUGAGACUGGGUUCACUAUGUUGGGGAGAGUGUGAGACUGGGUUCACUAUGUUGGUGAGAGUGUGAGACUGGGUUCACUAUGUUGGUGAGAGUGUGAGACUGGGUUUACUAUGUUGGGGAGAGUGUGAGACUGGGUUCACUAUGUUGGGGAGAGUGUGAGACUGGGUUCACUAUGUUGGUGAGAGUGUGAGACUGGGUUCACUAUGUUGGUGAGAGUGUGUGUGUGUGUUCAUGUGCCUGUGCUUGUGUGUGUGCCUGUGUGUGCGUGCGUGUGUGUGAGUCCAGAUUUCUGAGACUCUGCCAUUUUGUAAAGGUGACUAUUCAGUUGCCAUGGAAACAUUUUGUUGUGCAUGUCUAUCUUUGUACACUCCCCAGAACUACAAUUAUGAUACAAGCUCUUUGACCCUUCAUAAACAUUUGUAUAGAUAUAUAUAUAAAUAUUUAAAUAACUUUUCUUGUAGGCUUUGAAUUACAUAUACUGUAUGUUAAAACCAUACCUUCUAAAAUACCUGUGUUCAAUAAAAACUAUUGAUACAUGUUCCUUC